GACCCAGACGCAGUGCGGACCUCCCGGCGGUAGGAGGCGAGGACAUUAGAGACCACGGAGCGCCGCCAAGGUCUUCGUCGCCCAGCAACGAGAGACCGGAGCGAAGGCUGUAAUUUUUGAAUUGCCACUAGCGACUUUAAUUUCAUCUUCGCGUGGUUUAUAAUGGACAUUCCGUCCAUCCACCGGUGUCUUUGGCUUUGUGCUGAAAAUGAGCACUUGCAAAGAAAACUCAAGAAACACCGUCAGAAGAAUGAACUGCUGGAGACUCAGCUUUUAGAAAUCCAGGAAAAACUUCGUUUGCAGCAGCUGAUGAGGGAUUUUGUAACCACCAGAGAUGCUCAAAUACAGACGGAACCUCAGCAAUGGCAUAGAACUGGCUUUAAAGAGGACAAUGCUACAAAGGCUGAUGUAAAGAGGAAUCAGCUAUUGCAGACAUACAAUGCCCUUCAGAAACAAUAUGAAGAAGAACUUAAAACCAUCAAAGAGCAGAGUGAAACUAUUUCGAAGCUCACUAUCAUGAAUCAUGAGUUAGAGCUACAGCUAAUGACCUGUAAGCAAAAACUUCAGCAGCUGCAGCAGACACAAAUGGAGAGAAAGCAAAGAAUGUCUAUGCUGGAACAAGACUCUACAUCUUGCAAACGUAUGUCUGGUGGUGCCAGUGCUUGCUCACCUGGCUGCAUUAACAUUGAGCUCCUCUUCAUGGUAGAAAGACUGCAAAAGGAAAAGGACAGACUUACAAAGGAGAAAAACAGCUUGAAGAAUGAGUUGGCUGGACUGGAUAAGGGGUUCUUUGAAGAAAUUGAAGAUUUGAAGUAUGCUCUGCAGGAAUCUGCUAAACUGAAUAAAGAAUAUGAGAAGUGUCUACAAAAGAUGUGUGAAAAACAUGGGCUUCCAUUUAUACAGCCAUCAUAUCCGGUGGUCACAAAAUUGACAAAAUAUAAUUCAUUCAUUAAUUAGUGAAUUAAUUUUUAAGAAUAUUAAAGUCUGUUUCUAUAGCAAUAGAAUAAUUGAGCUCCAAAGGCAAAAAUAAAAGUGAUAAAACAUGAGGCUGGAAAUAUUCAGUGAGAGAUAGGAGAAAACCAGUAUGAGAGGAAGAACAGCAGUCCAAACAGCAUCUGAGGAGGAGGAGGUAGCAAGUUAAUCUCUGAAUUUUGCCAGUCACCUGAGAGAACUACUUUAGGAUUUCAGCAAAAAGAAAAGAUUCCCAACAACAUCUAGAUUACAUGGCACAUAUUUUUGCAAUGUUUGAAGCCACUAUGUUCUGAUUCAGAGUGCUACCACCAAAUUUAGGACAUUUCUUCAUUGCAUUAUUUUCAAAAGCACUUCCCUCUGGUAUUUUGGCUGAUAUUAGGAUGACAGCAUUGUGCUUAAGUUACUGGACCAGUAUUUAGGACUACUAAUCUGAUGAAGCUGACUUGUCCUACAGCACUGGAGACUUUAAAUUCAAAUCAUUAAAUACAUUUGGAAUAAAAAGCUAGGCUCAGGGACUGUGAUCAAGAUUAUUCAAUUAUUAAGGAAGGAAAACUGUUGAAUUUGUCUGGACUGCUUUGUGUGUUUCUACACCCACAUCAAUGUGGUUGACUCCCAGCUGGUCCAUAAAGUGCCUUAACAGAUGCUCAAAUAUUUACAGUGCCAAGCAGCAACAAUAAAUGCUGGCAACCCCAGUGACACCCACAGCCCAUGAUGGUGCCAAUAUAGAGAAAAAUUCUGGCUGGCAUUGUCCUUCAUUUUUUUUGUCUUGUGUUCCAAUAAAGCAGCUGGUUAAAGCCUGCUUUGUGAUGUUAAUGAGGAAACAAUGGAAUAAUUGUGAAUUGAUCUAAAUUGUGUGCAAUAACAAGUAAUUAUUAACAGGUCUGAAGUUCCAUGGGUUUGCUUUGAAAAUCAUUGAUUUUCAUUAAUGAUCUGGAAUAGGUUUUGGAAGUUUAGACUAUCAAAACCACAAACAAGGGUUAACAAAAUCAAAAUGAACAUGAUAGGUAAAGGCAAAUAUGACAGCUGUUAUCUUAUAGUGCAAACAUGCCUUUGAGUCAGAAAUUUGUUACUAAAGCUGCAGGCACUAAGUGCUUAUAAGUUGCUGCACCAUUAGAGGUCUCUCCAAUACAUCAUUAAGCUGAACUCACUGUCUCCCCACACUAAUAUGUCACUCAGUGGGUUUGUGGGGAGAGCCAAAUUAACCAUCCAAAGAACCACACACUGAUUUUUACUCACUUCCUCCUAACUGCUGCACUAAUCACCUUUCAUUUGUUCCUUCCCACCUUACUUUCACCCAUGCUCUUCGGGUCAUACACCAAUACAACAUGGAAACAGGUCCUUUAGCCCAAUUGGUCCAUGCCAGCUACAGCUUCCACCUUGCUAGUCCUAGUUGCCUGCAUUUGGCCCAUGAUCUUCCAUUCUCCACCUCUCCAAAUGCCUUUUAAAUGUUGCAAGUGUGCCUUCCUUGACUACUUCAGGCUGCUUGUUCCAAGUGAGGAAUAUCAUCUAUGUGAAAAAGGUACCUCGUGGGUCUCUUAAAUCACUGCAUAUUACAGAUCCUUUGGCCCACAAUGUUGUUCCAACCCUGUAACCUACUUUAAAAACUGCUAGAAUUUCCCUAGUGCAUAGCCCUCUAUUUUUCUAAGCUCCAUGUACCUAUCUAAGAGGCUCUUAAGAAACCCUAUUGUUUCCGCUUCCACCACUGCUGCUAGCAGUGCAUUCCAUGCAUCCACCACUCUCUGUGUGGAAAACAUACUCCUGACAUCCACUCGGUACCUUUUCCAGACACCUUGAAACUGUGCCCCCUUGUGUUAGCCAUUUCAGCCCUGGGAAAAAGCCUCUGACUAUUCACAUGACCAAUGCUCCUCAUCGUCUUAUACACCUCUAUCAGGUCACUUCAUGCUCCAUCGCUCCAAGGAGUAAAGGCCAAGUUCACUCAACCUAUUCUCAUAAGGCAUGCUCCCCAAUCCAGGCAACUUCCUUGUAAAUCUUCUCUGCACUCGCUCUAUAGCAUCCACAUCCUUCCUGGAGUAACG
Messenger RNA from Mobula hypostoma (lesser devil ray), 3008 nucleotides. Its product is annotated as centrosomal protein of 290 kDa-like. The coding region runs from base 163 to 957 and encodes 264 amino acids. Lineage: Eukaryota; Metazoa; Chordata; Chondrichthyes; Myliobatiformes; Myliobatidae. The transcript is spliced from 7 exons. The record is from RefSeq and is a predicted model, not a curated record.